CCAAUGAGCGCAGGCGAGGAAGCGGAAUCCGCUGCUAACACGCAAUCGGUGCAGAGCCGCACGCGCCAGGCGUGUUUCUAUUGCGAGCACCGGUUCAGAAUUAAGAGAAAUGUGCGAGUCGGAUGAAGAUAAUGCGAUCACGGUUACGUGCACAGACUAAUGCGAAUUAAUGGGCGAGUAAACGCCCUGUGAAAAACACACCCCGAUCUGUUCUGGAGGAUUAAGGAGCGGUUGGGAGCUGCGGGCUCAUACUGCACGAGUGAUCAGGAUGACUAAAACGCCCGGCAGCGCUGCUCCAUGUCCGGAUGUUGCAGAUAUGAUCCACAGCUUUCACUGGUCGACUCUUUCAGCGCUACACCCCGAGCAGCAGAGCCGUGUUUUUUCUGUGCGAGCUGCUCCUCCUGAACUGGUUGUGACCUGUGAUCCGUGCGUGGCCCAGACCGAGAAGCUCGAUCAGCCCAAACCUAGCGGACUUUCCUGCGGCUCGCAGCCCGACGAGGAGUCGCUGUGCUCAGACAGCGGCUUUGGCGGCUCCCCCGCCUUCUCACUCGGGCUCAGGAAGCUCUCAGACUGCUCCUCUGUGGGCCUCUCUCCCACCUCCAGCUUUGAGGAGUACGAGGAGGAGUUCAGUGAGGGGAGAAACGCGGAGAAGAAUAAAACCAUGGUGAACUGGUCUCCUUUUGUGGUUCCUUUACAGAAGCGCUCUCCGUGGGUGCAAGUGGUUGGCCAUGCAGGUAAUUUUCAGACAAGCUGUGAUGGGAAGCUGCUGAAGAAGUACUGUGUGUACGAGCAGCAGUGUCUGCAGCGGCUCAUGAGUGACAUAUUGCGGCCCUUCGUGCCCGGGUAUCAUGGCAUGACCCAGAGAGACGGGCAGGACUACAACCUCAUGGACGACUUGCUGUCUUAUUUUGACACACCCUGCAUAAUGGACUGCAAAAUGGGAAGCCGGACCUAUUUGGAGGAGGAACUAAAGAAAGCACGGAAGCGUCCUCAGCCUCGUAAAGACAUGUAUGAGAAAAUGGUAGCAGUGGACCCUAUGGCUCCGACUCCAGAGGAAAAUGUUCAGCAAGCGGUACUGAAAACCAGAUACAUGCAAUGGAGAGAAACGCUCAGCUCCACGGCUACACUGGGCUUCCGCAUCGAGGGCAUCAAGAAAUCUGACGGAACAUGCAACACUAAUUUUAAAAGGACAAAGUGUAAGGAGGAGGUGAUGCAGGCUCUAAAGGAUUUUGUUGACAGUGAUGUCCCACUGCUGAGAAAUUAUCAACAGAGAUUAAAAGAGCUGCGCCUGGUUCUUGAGAAAUCGGAGUUCUUCAGAACACAUGAGGUGGUGGGAAGCUCACUGCUGUUUGUUCAUGACCGGAGCGGCCGUGCUGGUGUGUGGAUGAUUGAUUUUGGGAAGACCAUGCCCGUGCCUCCUCCUCUCACACUGGAUCACCGCAGCCCGUGGGUGGAGGGGAACCGAGAAGACGGCUACCUUUGGGGCCUGGACAAUUUUAUUGAUAUUUUAACUGACUUGAUCUCUGGGCAGCGAGAAUGAAUAUGUUUCAUCUCUCUGAAGCAAACGUCUGUAAAUGUACCAGUGUAUAUAGAUUUUUAUUUAAUUUUAUUUUUUUAAUAUGGUGUAGUUUAUAUUUUGUGGGUCGACAUUAAGCGGGAACCAGUAACGUCUUUUUAGUGUCUGAUUAACGAAUUUGUACUGUAGGUUCCAGUUUUUCCAGUGUUGUUACUUUAAAAGAAAUGAUUUAACCUUAAAAUCUACUUGUAGAUCUGUUAGACAUUUUAGCGUUCGUUUGCAACCAAAGUCAGUCAGGUGCUUGUUAAACUGGUACAUUAAUUUGUGAAAAGAGAGAUUUAAUUUAGAAUAUUGGGAGUGAUGUUUGUGUAUUCAGUCUCCUAACAGUUUUAAGCUCGCAUCUUGGACAUUGACCUAUGCUGUACUACACAUUCCUAAGUGAUUUUCUUUGCAAGAAAUGUGUGUGGAUGCGUCACCAGGACCAGAAAAUUGUAUAUACGGCAAAAUCUGGAUAGAUAACUCUGGGUGAUUUUGCAAUUUUGGGAACUAGGAUUAUGCUAUAAACGAAUAUAUAGUCCAUGUGUUUGUGCCUUGUUUCUUACUGUGGACUUGAUGAUAAUUCUGUGAUUUAGAGUUUUGUGAUUGCGCUGCUGUUCUAGUUUCUGAUAUCACUCCGGAUUUCUGUGCUGUAAUUUUGACAGUGUUGAUUUUUAUCGUCAACACAAUAAACAUUAACUGGUGUUCGUAUAA
Molecule: messenger RNA, 2266 nt
Organism: Silurus meridionalis
Lineage: Eukaryota; Metazoa; Chordata; Actinopteri; Siluriformes; Siluridae
Gene: itpkca
Product: inositol-trisphosphate 3-kinase Ca
Exons: 7
Coding region: 269-1540 (423 amino acids)
Biological process (GO): inositol phosphate biosynthetic process
Cellular component (GO): nucleus; cytoplasm
Molecular function (GO): inositol-1,4,5-trisphosphate 3-kinase activity; inositol tetrakisphosphate kinase activity
Source: RefSeq, a predicted model, not a curated record